UGCUCCUGUAGACCAGACUGAGGUGUGAGGGAACCAUGAGCCGCCCGGAGUAUGAGGAUAUCCUGGAGGGGAAGCGGCAGUACAGUGACCUGGGGUUCUCCAUGGAGGCAUACGAUCCACCACGGUACAAACACUGUAAGCCGCGUGCUCCAGAGAAAGUCAAGGAAGAUGUGCUGAAUUCUACACGAGUGCUCAGUGUCAUUGAACAGCUGGCUACAGAAACGGACCAAUCAGAAGACGAUCUGCUGUCCCAGGCCAGGGCCAUGGUUGAGGAGAUGGGACACAACCUGAGGAUGAGGUCCAUCAGGUUCUUUGCCUACUUCCUCAACAAGAUCUUCAAGGCUCUGUACAAGAGGAUCUAUGUCAAUGGGGAUGACCUGGAAAAGCUAGCUAAGAUGUCGAAGGACCAGCCCGUCCUCCUGCUCCCCUCCCACCGCAGCUACAUCGACUUCCUCAUGCUGUCUUACGUGGCCUACUGUUAUGACUUUCCUCUGCCUGUCAUUGCUGCUGGGGCUGAUUUCAUGGGGAUGAAGUUUGUGGGAACUCUGCUGAGAAACUGCGGAGCGUUCUUCAUGAGGAGGUCAUUUGGUUCAGACAGGCUUUACUGGGCAGUGUUCACAGAGUAUGUUCAGACCCUGAUACGUAAUGGAGACUCGCCCAUGGAGUUCUUUGUGGAGGGGACGAGAAGUCGCACUUCGAAAUCACUCUCUCCAAAAUUUGGUCUCCUGUCAGCAGCUAUUGAACCGUUCCUGACCGGCUCAGUGUACGACAUUACCGUCGUCCCCAUCAGUAUCAGCUACGACCGGCGCCUGGAGGAAACCCUGUACGCCAGGGAGCUGCUGGGGAUCCCUAAACCAAAGGAAUCCACUUCAGGACUGGUGAAGGCACGUAGUGUGCUACAAGAGAAUUAUGGGAACAUCCACGUCUGUUUUGGUGAACCGUUGUCAGUUAGGAAGUUGGCAGAGGGAAGAAUCGACCGCAGUAUUCACGGACUACAUCCAAGACACAUGUCCAUGUUCACCAGUGAGGAGCACACCUUUGUCCAGCACCUUGCCCACCAAGUCAUCCUGGCUCAACAGAAGUACAUGGUCAUCUCACCCUGGUCACUGGUUGCUGCCGUCCUCUCCCAGCAUCCUCAGGGGCUGUUGCUAAAGAAGCUUGUGCACGAGGUAGUCUGGCUGAAGAAGCAAGCAGUCGGUCUUGGUGCCUUUGUUAAUUGGCCAGCUAAGGCAGACCCCAGUAACAUUGUAAAGUCUGCAUUAGAACUUCACCAUCAUGUUGUCACCCUGGGAGCCAAUGGGAGGGUGGUUCUGAACCUCCCGACGCCGACGCGACCCAAGAUGGAGACUGAGAUGGCGAGGAAACACAGGCUGAUGGAGGAGGCCGAGGUGCGGCUGAUGGUCGUCACGGGAACCAACCAGCUGCUCCACGUGUUUGUGAGGGUCGCACUGGUCCUGAUGGCGCUGAGCAAGGAUGGGAGUCAAACAAGAGAUGAACUGUUCAGAAUAUUCGGGUUCCUAAGAAGAUUGCUAGAGAAGGAUUUCAUCUUCAUGCCUGGACAAGAUAAACAGGACUUUGACACAGCAGUGCAGUACCUGUCCAGAGCACAUGUACUUGAGGAGAGAGGAGGUUGUGUCGGAGUUACUGACUCAGGGAAGAAGCUUCAGAGUUUUCUGCAUGAGAUGUUCUCUCCAUUCCUCUUGGGAUACUGGACAAUGUGCCAGUAUCUCCUGACAGCGUCCUCGGAUGAUCCUCGCGGCAGCACCACCCAACAGCUGACCAGGGGUGCACAGGACAUGGCGGCUACCCUUCUGACAAAUGGACUUGUGAAGAGAUUUGAGAUCCUGUCAUUAGACAUGCUGGGGAACUCCAUCACUAGCUUUGUGUCUAUGGGAGCAGUCAAGAGAUUCAAGAGUAAUGGACAUGCGCUGUUUCUUCCUGUCCAAGGAGAGAUCUUCUCUUUAUCCAAACAAAUAGAAACAAUCAUUGCAGUUCCUGACCUGAAGACAGCAGUGCAAGUCAUCCCUGUGAAGUCACGUCUCUGACAAUGAUACUCUAGAGAUGCCUGAUUUUGUCUACCUGAACUACCGUUAAGCACUGGUGUAGGCAGGUACUUGUAUCAAAGGCAUCAUACAAUCUGAAUGAAUCAGCAUGGAUGUAAACUGAGGGCACAAUAAGAAAGAAGGCAGUGGUCACUUUCUUCUUGUGAUACACAUAAACCUGAAUGCUGCUUUAUCUAGAUAGAACAAUUUUACGAUGGGAAGGUGAAUGGAUAUAGGUUCUUCAGGGAUGAGGUAUACGUUAUGUAGGGUGAGGAAUAUAUUUGUAAUGAAGCUGUAACAAAGACAAAUUGGUGACCAUGCGGAAGACGUAACAACUAAGAAUUAUAUUACAAUUAGAAUCAAUACACAGUGUAUAUCUAAGUGUGGAGCCUAUAGGCUGAACGUCGCACCCCUGACAUUUUUAUAUGUAUGUAACAACACAGUUGUUUGAAAAAUCUGCCAUACAUUUGAUAUAAAAAUAUGCAAUCGAGGUUUGCAAUUGAUACAUUGUAUGUGAUCAUGCAGUAAUAAGAAAACAAUGUGCAGCUAAUCAUUUGAUUUAUGUAUUGUUUGGAUGAUAUGAUGCAUUGUUGGAAAUAGAUAGAAUGGUUAAGAACAAUUGUUGGCACCAGGAAUACUCUAAUUUUAUACAAUAGUUACAAAAUGAACAAGCAUUUCAGUAGUUGGUGGGGCAAUUAUUCUAUUUGUACCAGAGAAAAUUGAAAACUCUCUGGGCAAGGACUUUACAGGACAAGAAAAGGGCCUGUAUUCAAUCUGUCAGAUUUCAUAUGUUGUAUUAUCACUCAGUUGUGAUUCAUGUUCAUGCAACUGAAGAUUUUGCACUGAAUAUUUCAGAUUUUCAAGGGAAAGGUUUGUCAUGUAUUUAGUUUUCUAUCUUUGAUUCCAGGAAAGGUAGUGACUUUGAAGCAAUUGUGACAAGUACAGUGCACUUUUUCCAUUUGUUUUGGGUGAUAUAAUGUUACAUGUAUCACUUUCUUUGUCACUGAAGUGCGUACUAGGUUUUGUUACUUUUUUCACCAAAAAAGGCUGUUUAGUACCUUUUGUUUCAAGCUCACAACUUUGAAUACCUUUAAGUUAAUAUUGCUGUGAUUUGUUUCACUCUAUGUACCAUGAUCAUUGGGCAGUUUCCUGAAAAACAGUGAUUUCUUCCUUUUCUGUAGUAUGGCCAGUUUAGUGCAAUGCGGUGUUUAUUUUCUUAGUUAGAGCAUGUGAAAAAAUAUGAAUAAUAAUGAAUUUUUACAUAUUCAAUGGAGGAGGUAAUGUCUUAAUUGCAUUGACAAUAAAAAUUGUUUCAUAGGUAGA
Messenger RNA from Branchiostoma floridae (Florida lancelet), 3365 nucleotides. RefSeq names its product dihydroxyacetone phosphate acyltransferase-like. Lineage: Eukaryota; Metazoa; Chordata; Leptocardii; Amphioxiformes; Branchiostomatidae. The record is from RefSeq and is a predicted model, not a curated record. Gene Ontology annotation, molecular function: glycerone-phosphate O-acyltransferase activity. Gene Ontology annotation, cellular component: peroxisomal membrane; mitochondrial membrane. The coding region runs from base 36 to 2045 and encodes 669 amino acids. Gene Ontology annotation, biological process: ether lipid biosynthetic process. The transcript has 15 exons.